This is a messenger RNA of Heterocephalus glaber (naked mole-rat), 1240 nucleotides long. It is a transcript of the gene Sit1, whose product is annotated as signaling threshold regulating transmembrane adaptor 1. The record is from RefSeq and is a predicted model, not a curated record. NCBI's taxonomy places the organism in Eukaryota, Metazoa, Chordata, Mammalia, Rodentia, Bathyergidae. Gene Ontology annotation, molecular function: kinase binding. Gene Ontology annotation, cellular component: plasma membrane. Gene Ontology annotation, biological process: signal transduction; T cell homeostasis; regulation of T cell activation.
CCAGCAACUUUGCCACCACCAGUAUUGGGGAUCCUGACUGUGAGGGCCGGGCCCAGGGAGGGAUAGUUGUAACAGGGGCUGUGGCAGCUUUCAGGCCAUGAAUGUGGCCGAGCCUCAGCUCAGCGCAGUGUGCUUGUGGACCGGUUUCACAUCAGCAGUCAUGAUCAAAGGUGACAACUGCACGGAUCCACCAGUGUUGGGAUUCCCCUCCAUAACCCAGGCCUGGGGUCUGUGGGCCCUCUUAGGGGUUGUGACCCUCCUGCUUCUCAUCUCACUGGCUGCACUCUUGUUCCAGUGGACCAAUGGCCAGAGCAGAAGCCAGCCGGGGCACGGACACUCCGGAGCGUCUGUGGAAGAGGUCCCCCUGUAUGGGAACCUGCACUAUCUACAGACAGGACGGCUGUCACAAGAGCCAGGGCCAGGCCAACAGGAUCCUUCCCUUGGAGGCUCUGCCAAGGUUGCAGAGGAGGUGAUGUGCUACACCAGCCUGCAGCUGCCGCCUCCUCAGGGCUGGAUUCCCAGCUCUGGGACUCCCAUCAAGUACUCGGAGGUGGUGGUGGACUCUGAACCAAAGCUCCAGGCUCUGGACAUCGAGCCAGAGCUCUAUGCCUCAGUAUGUGCCCAGACCCGCAGAGCCCGGGCCUCCUUCCCAGAUCAGGCUUAUGCCAACAGCCAGCCUGUGCCCAGCUGAGGAGGGCCUGGCACAGGGGGCAUGUGUGGUCUGCCUCCACAAUACAGAGGCUCCCAGUGCCCUGUUUGGGGUUUCCCAGCCACCCCCAAGGACACCAAGGACACCAAGCCAUUUCUCAGUCAGAGGUGAUGAUCUACCCAGAACUUCCUGUCUAAGCUGUGAGGGAAACUUCUCAGGGUUUGGCAGUCCCCUGGCUUCCAGACGAUGGAGGCAGCAAAGGUAGAUGGCCCUAUCUCCACUUUUCUUUUCUACCUAUUCCUCUCUCAGCCCCAAACUCCCAGGGUCUCACUUCUUCCUCCUUCUGAAAUUUAACCAUAUCCUCCCCACCGCCUCCCUCAGAGCCUACCUUCGCCUCAGUGUCUUCUCAGGCACCGGAAGUGGGCAGCCAACAGGGAGGGUAAGAGCUUGAGAGGAUGUGGGUGGGUAUCAUCCUUGGGAGCCCACAGCCUGGAAGAGUCUUAAGGACCUGCAGACCCAAGCAACCCAAGCCCGGCUUCUGACCUGAGGACCCUGGCAGGAAAAUACAGUCUCCAUGCUGCUCUCUGUCAU